GUGGAACCUAACAAGACUGACGAUGAUGAAACAAAAAAUGAGAAGGACAAAGAAAGCGUGUCCACCUGGCUCUUACAAGAUGUCGUCCAGACAGCAGGAGUGUUUCCCCUGCCCAGCCAACAGUGUCGCAGAAGAGGAAGGAUCCAUGGUGUGCUUGUGUGAGGAGGAUCACUUCAGGACCCCUUUGGACAAUCCCUCAGCGCCAUGCACACGUCCCCCAUCCCCUCCCAGAGACUUGACCUAUACUCUGAAGCAGUCCACGCUGAUCUUGGACUGGGCUGCUCCGUCCGACACAGGUGGCAGGGUGGAUUUGACCUACAGUGUGGGAUGCCGGAAGUGCAUCGGGAGGCAGUGUGAGCCAUGUGGGGCUAGCGUUGGAUUUGUGCCUCAGCAGGUUGGCCUGACAGAAAGAACUGUGACUGUGGUCAAUCUUCUUCCCAACACCAAUUACACAUUUACUGUAGAAGCCUUGAAUGGAGUGUCAGAGCUGCUGCCCAACAAGAGGUUCUACACACAAGUCAACGUGUCUACAAGCCUGCCUGCACCAUCUCUUAUCAGCGAACUGCGAGCAGAGAAGAUCGAACAGAAGAGCAUAACCUUGGUGUGGAGAGAGCCCUCUCAUCCCAACAGCAGCCGGACUGGAUAUGAAGUCAAAUACUAUGAAAAGGAACAAAAGGAUCAGAGUUAUUCUACUGUGAAGACUGCCGCCACACGGAUCAGUGUCAACAACCUUAAGCCCGGCACCACAUAUGUCUUCCUCAUCCGCCCCUUCUCAACACCAGCUCCUUCCUCAGCCUUGUCUUCUUCCCCGCUCUCAUCUUCCUCCUCUACGUCCUCUUCCUCUUCUACAUCAUCCUCCUCUUCAUCCUCAUCCUCGUCCCCGCCGCCCAUUGAUUACGGGGCGUACAGCACUCCCCUGGAGCUGCAGACACUUGGCGAGUUGGCACUGGCGUCCAGUGAACAGAAUCCGGUGGUGAUCAUUGUUGUCGUGUCUGUGGCUGCCCUCAUUAUGCUGCUCUCCAUGGGAGCUGGACUGCUCAUCUGGAGGAGCAGCGUCUGCUCAGGCUCUUCCAAUGUAACUCCUGCUAGCGUGGUGCUGCUUUCGACCUCCUUCUCCACCCUUCCUCCUCCUCCUCUUCUUUCUCCUCUUCCUCCCUUCACAGAGCUGAUGCCCAGGCAAUGUGGCUACAGUAAGGCUUCUCAAGAGGGAGAUGAGGAACUUUACUUCCAAUUUAAGAUCCCAACACGGAGGACCUACAUUGACCCCGAGACUUGCGAAGACCUACUUCAGGCUGUCCACGCCUUUGCCAAAGAGCUGGACAACUCGAGCAUCAAGAUCGAGAGAAUUGUGCACACAGGUGACUUUGGGGAGGUGUGCCGUGGCUGCCUGAAGUUGCCCAGUAAGAGGGAGCUGCCUGUGGCCAUAAAGACGUUAAGGGCUGGUUGUUCUGACAAGCAGCGCCGUUCCUUUCUUAGCGAAGCUGGCAUUCUCGGGCAAUUUGACCACUCUAACAUAAUCCGGCUGGAGGGCGUUAUCACCACUGGAAACACCAUGAUGAUCAUAGUGGAGUGCAUGUCUAACGGAGCCUUAGAUUCAUUCCUUAGGAAACAUGAAGGCCAGUUGAGUAUAAUGCAGUUGAUGGAUUUGCUGACCGGAGUGGCGUCGGGGAUGAAGUACCUCACCGAAAUGGGCUUUGUCCACAAACGGCUCGCCGCGCACAAGGUGCUGGUUAACUCCAACCUUGGCUGCAAGGUGUCUGGCUUCAGACCUCUUCAGGAGGACAAAAUAGAGGCCAUCUACACCACGCUGCACGGAGGGAAAAGUGUGGUGCUGUGGACCGCUCCAGAAGCCAUCCAGUACCAUCGUUUCUCCUCUGCCUCAGAUGUCUGGAGCUUUGGCAUUGUCAUGUGGGAGGUCAUGUCCUAUGGCGAGAGACCCUACUGGGAUAUGGGCAACCAGGAUGUGAUAAAGGCCAUCGAGGACGGUUUCAGGCUGCCAGCUCCAGUUAACUGCCCUCCACAUCUCCAUCAGCUGAUGCUGGACUGUUGGCAGAAGGAGAGGACGGAGAGGCCCAGCUUCAGUCAGAUCCACUCGGCCCUCAGCAAGAGCAUUCGCUCGCCUGAUGGUAUCGGUUCCUCCACACUGGCGCGAAGAACCCUGAGUUCAUCCAUUACACUAGCUGACAGGCCUCUCCCCACCUUCCCAUCUUUUAACUCUGUUGGAGAGUGGCUGGAUGCAGUAGACAUGGGCCGAUACAAGGACAACUUCACUGCUGCGGGAUACUGCUACUUGGAGUCUGUGGCACGAAUGACUGUACAAGAUGUAUUGAGCCUUGGCAUCACUUCCCUGGAGCACCAGAAGCUGAUACUGGCUGCCAUCCAGACUCUGAGAGCCCAGGUCAUCCAAAUGCACGGGCGUGGUGUGCAGGUCUAAACGGUCAACUCACCUAGUCUCGUGCUGCUGCAGAUCCUUACAUGUGUGCAGAUGGAUGAUGGGGUGGAGGCGAGGAGAGAGAGAGAGAGAGAGAGCUCUUCCAUACAUAAAGAUAGAUGAGCUGAUCUUUCAGCUAACUGCACUCAUCUAUUUACUCCUCCUUCCCACACUUCCUCAUGCCUUCCUUUAUUCCUUCCUUUCUCUUUUCAACAAGUCCCCCUUGAAGACUGCGAUCAGUUGUGACAUUGUGUUCAUGUCAUAACCGGGGGGGAUAGCAGAGGAGUGAUGUCAUGUGACUUUUUGUGACCUCUAUCUGCACUUUGACCUUCAACGCCUGUGUUGGCUCCAUCUUACUGGUUCUAGAUCAGCGCAUAAAGACAAAUUAAAAAUGUCUCUGUCUGAAGCCGAACUCUGAUCUGUGGGAGAGACGCGCACAGCAAUUUUGAACUACAGCUCGAAGACACGUGAACAUUUGGGGUGAAAUAUCCCUUUACAACAUAAAUUCACUAAAAACCAAGAUAUUCUCGAUGAAGGGAACUAUUUUAUUGGCCUUGGGUCAAAACAAUGCCUCAGAACUAGCACAGCUGAUUUCACAUCAACAGGAACUGAUUUGCUACGAAGAUACAGAAUCACAUCAAGAACGGUCAAAGCUGAUCUCAUAUCAGCUGGUAAAGAAAUACUCUAAAGAAUAAACAUGGCUGGAAUGUAACUUGCGUUUUCAAAGCAGCAGGUUGGGAAGACCGUGCUAUUCAGGUUAGUGAAGCCGGAGGUUGGAU
This is a messenger RNA of Pundamilia nyererei, 3210 nucleotides long. Its product is annotated as ephrin type-A receptor 7. The transcript has 17 exons. Lineage: Eukaryota; Metazoa; Chordata; Actinopteri; Cichliformes; Cichlidae. Gene Ontology annotation, molecular function: ATP binding; protein binding; transmembrane-ephrin receptor activity. The coding region runs from base 23 to 2434 and encodes 803 amino acids. Gene Ontology annotation, cellular component: dendrite; plasma membrane. The record is from RefSeq and is a predicted model, not a curated record. Gene Ontology annotation, biological process: axon guidance; protein phosphorylation; ephrin receptor signaling pathway.